Colletotrichum destructivum is the source of this 1103-nucleotide messenger RNA. Its product is annotated as Putative phenazine biosynthesis PhzF. Gene Ontology annotation, molecular function: isomerase activity. NCBI's taxonomy places the organism in Eukaryota, Fungi, Ascomycota, Sordariomycetes, Glomerellales, Glomerellaceae. The record is from RefSeq and is a predicted model, not a curated record. Gene Ontology annotation, cellular component: cytoplasm. Bases 171 to 1100 code for a protein of 309 amino acids. The transcript has a single exon. Gene Ontology annotation, biological process: biosynthetic process.
UGACUCAUAUCGUACGUAUUACACCAACCUCACCACCAGGACAGCCAUUAUAAAACCUUUUUGGCCCGUCCAAAACUGUCAUUCGAGCCUUGUUGACGCCCCAUCUCAUCCUGUCCUCAUACCCAGACCCUCUUCUCACCCCGUUACCCUCCGCCCUUAAUCGACACAACAUGGAGCUCCCUUACACCACCGUCGACGUCUUCACCGACAAGCCCUUCGAGGGCAACCCGCUGGCCAUCGUGACGAUCCCGGCCUCAGUCUCCCUCACGCAGGAGCAGAAGCAGGCCAUCGCGAGAGAGUUCAACUACUCCGAGACGACCUUUGUGCAUGAGAUUGCUGACUCGUCUUCGUCGUCAUCGUCCGAGCGGCGCUUCGACAUCUUCACGACGCACGAGGAGCUCCCCUUCGCCGGCCACCCGACCGUCGGCACCGCCGUCUUCCUCAAGCCCCGCGGCGUCGACAAGCUGCUCGCCAAGGCCGGCCCCAUCGCCAUCGAGCACACGGCCGCCGACUCGGUCCGCGCCGCCAUCCCGCACAACACCCACCUCCACCAGAAGCGCCUCCGCGACCUCGGUCCGGGACCCCACAGCGACGCCGUCAAGCAGCUCGCCGACGCCGAGGCCGACGCGCCCGUCUUCAGCAUCGUCGACGGCAUGACCUUCGCCCUCAUCGAGCUGCCCUCGCUCGAGGCGCUGGCGCUGGCCAAGAUGGGGCCGAUGAACUUCCGCAAGCACGAGCUGCUAGACGAGGGCUGGCGCGACUCCUUCAUCACGCGGUACUACUUUGUGCGCCUCGGCGCCGAGACGCUCGAUGGUGGCCGCGUCGUGCACCGGAUUCGGACGCGCAUGAUCGAGCCGGACCUCGAGGACCCCGCCACGGGCAGCGCCGCCUGCGCGCUGUCGAGCUACCUGAGCCUGCACGAGCUGGCCGGGCGGGAUUUAGGCUUCGAGAUCACACAGGGCGUCGAGAUGGGCCGCCGGAGCAACAUCUACGUCGACGCGACGGUGGGCGAGGGGCCCGACGGCGCACGCAGGUUGGAGACGCUGCAUCUGGGGGGCAAGGCCACGAGGGUCAUGAGCGGCACCAUCUUUGUGAGGUGAAUU